AAUCGAAACUGUAUAAUUAGCAGACGAUAUAAAGGGUUUAUAUUUAUCUCCCGGUGAUAUAUGUAUAAUGUGUAGUUGACUAGACAAGUUUGUGUAACAAUUGUUUGGUCUUCAUGAAUGCUAUAAGGCAGAUCAACACGUUUGUUAGAUUUUGGUUUUGAUUUGUGAACUAAUUCUUGUGGCGGACUUUUGUUUUUACAUUGUGUUCACGAUGAAGGCGAAGCAGACGACGAUCCAGGGAGACGCUCUUGAAAACGAGAACGAUCCGGUGCACUGCGCCAUCCUGGGGGACGGGAUGACCGGCAAAACCUGCAUGACCUUGAGCUACUCAACGCGCCAGUUCGUGGAUGAGUACACGGCCACCAUUUGUGAUCAACGUGAAGUGGUGGUACACACUCAAGGGAGACACUACAACAUGUGUGUGGUGGACACAGCAGGACAGAGUGACUAUGAAUACCUUCGAUGUUUCGCCUACAAAGAGAGCGACGUUCUCCUGCUGUGUUUCUCCGUGUGCGACAGAGAGUCCUUCUACAACGUCUGCAACUCCUGGGUGCCAGAAGUCAAAAAGCACAUCAAAGGGAAGCGACCCAUCAUCCUGGUCGGCACGCAAACCGAUCUGCGUCACGGGAACCAGGAGACGGAAGUGACGUACGAGGAAGGUGUGUCCAUGGCCAAAGAUAUUGGCGCUGUGACCUACAUGGAGUGCUCCGCCAAAAAUGGCUCCGGUCUUGACGAAGUGUUCGGCGAGGUUCUGGACAAAGCUUUGAAAAGGAAAAAAAGAAGUAGCAGCUUCAUGAGGAUGUUGUCCAGGAUGGCCAACGGACUGAGAUAAGCCUUUCUGCUGUCCAAGAUUACCAACGGACUGAGAUAAACCUUUCUGUUGUCCAAGAAGGCCAACGGACUGAGAUAAGCCUUUCUGUUGUCCAAGAUUACCAACGGACUGAGAUAAACCUUUCUGUUGUCCAAGAAGGCCAACGGACUGAGAUAAGCCUUUCUGCUGUCCAAGAUUACCAACUGACUGAGAUAAACCUUUCUGUUGUCCAUGAUGGCCAACGGACUGAGAUAAGCCUUUCUGCUGUCCUGGAUGGCCAACGGACUGAGAUAAGUCUUUCUGCUGUACAAGUGCCAACAAAAUCUUCCCACUGACAGACAAUCCUUUCUACCUGGGCUUACAAUACUUUCCUGAUUUCAACCUUUGUUAAGCCACACGAGUAAAAGGAUAGAAAUAAUCUGUACAGACGUUCAGAUGUGCUAGCCACCCGAAAAACUCACUGGACAAUUCAUUGUCCAAACAUUGGAAAAUCUCCAGUCAAGACAAGAGCUGUCGACUAAACGUUUAGGGAACUAUCAGAGUCCUAAUAAGUGUACAAUUUCAUGACGACAUUCCCAGAGACCAAAUUUCACUGUUUCACUAGUGAAAUAGCCUAACGACUCACUUUAUAUAAUACAUCAAAAAUUUUUGCCAUCAAAUGUUUUUAUAUACAAAUGACUCACCAGCGUUCCAAACUUGCAGUGAUCAAAUGAACCUGUCACCAAAUGUCCUGCUUCCACAUUGUUCCAACGAAGAAGUGUCUCCGAGUUCUAUUUCCAUAUGAACACAACCAGAAGCAAACCUCAAGUUUCAAGUUUCACUUUAAUGCUGUACAAUUCAACAAAAAACACUAUAAAAAAACCCAACUUUUUUUCAAGAUUCUCAAUGAUAAUGAGAAGAAAGCAACAACAGAAAACAUUGAGUAAUACAUGAACUUUGUGCAAAUGGAUAAAAGAUUCAGAAAGAAGUGAGAGAGAAGAAGAGAAUGAUAAAAAGAGAGAGGAGAAGAGAAAAAGAGAAAGAGAGAGAAGAAAAGUCUGAGAACUCGAGAUGUGUAAACCAGAAUAAUUUUCUGUGUAUGGUGAAAGUAAUUCAAUACGAAUUAGUGUGUGUUUGGUUUGACACACUAAGAUUUAUGUGAGAUUAUAAGUUCUACAGAUCUGUUUUUACUAUGCCGGGCAGCAGUUUAUAUUAAACUGUGUUCUAUGUCUUUCACGUAUAUCCUUAAUACUCAAGCUGCAUUGAAUGUUGAAUUCCACUUUGUGAUCCAUUCACUCAUGUUCCGUACUGUGAAAUACUUACAACUCAUGAUUACAUUUCAUUUUUUUUUUUUUUUGCACGUUCAUUUUUCUUUGUAAAUGAAGUUUGUAACUAACAGAAGGAAAGAUGAUAAUUGCAUUUAAAAUGAUAUGUUUAUUUCCUUCUUUGCCAGAUUUCUCUGACAACGUGAUUUAAAACAGUUUUACUCUA
Biomphalaria glabrata is the source of this 2281-nucleotide messenger RNA. RefSeq names its product cdc42 homolog. The transcript has 3 exons. Gene Ontology annotation, molecular function: GTPase activity; GTP binding. Gene Ontology annotation, biological process: small GTPase-mediated signal transduction. Lineage: Eukaryota; Metazoa; Mollusca; Gastropoda; Planorbidae. The record is from RefSeq and is a predicted model, not a curated record. The coding region runs from base 212 to 832 and encodes 206 amino acids.